CUGGAGCAUGCGCAGUGACAUCUCACCCCCACCCCUCCCCGCACCCCCACCGGGUUCCUGCUUUAAGCCCGGGGUUCGCAGCCGCAGCCGGGAUCGGGCAUCCGGGGGCGGGCGGGCAUGGUAGGGCCAUGGCUGAGGGUGAGGAUAUGCAAACCUUCACUUCCAUCAUGGAUGCACUGGUCCGCAUCAGUGUGAGUUAAGGUGGGGUCGAGGGGAAGGGGAGGGGGAGUAUAGGGGUCCGGGGCAGGCCGGGACCUUGGACAGAUGAAGAUGAGGAAAGAUACUAGGAUGUAGACAGAGGAACCGGGGGUGGCAGAAAGGACUGGGAGGGUCGGGAUGCAGGUUGGAGAGGGUAAUCCUGGGGCAUCCCGGAGGUGAGUGCCGUGGAGGCGUCCAUCUGCUAGGGCGUAAGGAACCGGGAGCUGCCCGGAUGCUGCGGGUGGGCUGGGGUAGCCGCCAGCAGUGCACCAGGGCUGGAGCUGCGGGACCAUGCGGCUAUGCUAUGAGGAGGGGGCAUGUGUGAGCUUGGAUAUUUUCCAAGAAAACUGAGGAUAGGUGAGGGGCGAUGAAGGAGCGGCCCCCAGGGUGCAGUUCCAAAUUUGGACCCUUCGGCGAGACCCCACCCCACCGCGCCCCCACUCAGGGCUGCCUCCGAGCCCGCGGUUGUCAUGGCAACCCGUGCCCGGCUCUCCCAGGGGCGGUGCCAACCCCGCUCCCCCCCACCACUUCCUUCCCCCUCCCUGCCUGUCCCUCCCUCCUUUGUGUCAGCUGCGCCCCUGACCGGGAUGGCUGCGAAGAGAGGGACCAAGACGAGCAUGAAGAACAUGGAGAAGGAGCUGCUGUGCCCGGUGUGUCAAGAGAUGUACAAGCAGCCACUGGUGCUGCCCUGUGCCCACAAUGUGUGCCAGGCCUGUGCCCGGGAGCUGCUGGGCCAGCAGGGCUACAUAGGCCCUGGUGGGGACCCCAGCUCUGAGCCCACAUCUCCUGCCUCCACCCCGUCCACCCGAAGCCCCCGCCUCUCCCGCAGAACUCUCCCCAAGCCUGACCGCCUGGAUCGGCUGCUUAAGUCAGGCUUUGGGACGUAUCCCGGGCGGAAGCGAGGUGCUCUGCACCCCCAGGUGAUCAUGUUCCCGUGCCCAGCCUGCCAGGGUGAUGUGGAGCUGGGGGAGCGGGGCCUGGCGGGGCUGUUUCGGAACCUGACCCUGGAGCGUGUGGUGGAGCGCUACCGCCAGAGCGUGAGUGCGGGCGGCGCCAUCCCGUGCCAGCUGUGCAAGCCGCCGCCACUAGAUGCUACCAAGGGCUGCACCGAGUGCCGGGCCACCUUCUGCAACGAGUGUUUCAAGCUCUUCCACCCCUGGGGUACCCAGAAGGCCCAGCACGAGCCCACCCUGCCCACCCUCUCCUUCCGCCCCAAGGGCCUGAUGUGCCCGGACCACAAGGAAGAGGUGACCCAUUACUGCAAGACAUGCCAACGGCUGGUGUGCCAACUCUGCCGGGUAAGGCGCACCCAUGGUGGGCACAAGAUCACCCCAGUGCUCAGCGCCUACCAGGCCCUCAAGGACAAGCUGACAAAGAGCCUGACAUACAUCCUGGGAAACCAGGACACAGUACAGACCCAGAUCUGUGAGCUGGAGGAGACCGUGAGGCACACUGAGGUGAGUGGUCAGCAGGCCAAGGAGGAGGUGUCCCAGCUGGUGCGAGGCCUGGGGGCUGUGCUGGAUGAGAAGCGAGCAUCACUGCUUCAGGCCAUUGAGGAGUGCCAGCAGGAGCGCCUGGCCCGUCUCAGCGCCCAGAUCCAGGAGCACCGGAGCCUGCUGGAUGGCUCGGGUCUGGUGGGCUAUGCCCAAGAGGUUCUCAAGGAAACAGACCAGCCUUGCUUUGUGCAAGCGGCCAAGCAGCUGCACAACAGGAUUGCCCGAGCUACGGAGGCCCUCCAGACGUUCCGACCAGCUGCCGGCUCCUCCUUCCGCCAUUGUCAGUUGGACGUAGGGCGCGAGAUGAAGCUGCUGACAGAGCUUAACUUCCUGCAAGUCCCCGAGGCUCCCGUCAUCGACACACAGCGCACCUUCGCCUACGACCAGAUAUUCCUGUGCUGGCGGCUGCCUCCCCACUCGCCACCUGCCUGGCACUACACCAUCGAGUUCCGGCGCACCGAUGCGCCUGCCCAGCCGGGUCCCGCCCGCUGGCAGCGGCGAGAGGAGGUGAGGGGCACCAGUGCCCUGCUGGAGAACCCAGACACAGGCUCUGUGUACGUGCUGCGCGUCCGGGGCUGCAACAAGGCGGGCUAUGGCGAGUACAGUGAAGAUGUGCACCUGCACACGCCCCCGGCACCCGUCCUGCACUUCUUCCUCGAUGGCCGCUGGGGCGCAAGCCGAGAGCGGCUGGCCAUCAGCAAGGACCAGCGAGCCGUGCGGAGUGUCCCGGGGCUGCCCCUGCUGCUGGCUGCCGAGCGGCUGCUCACCGGCUGCCACCUGAGCGUGGAUGUGGUCCUGGGAGACGUGGCCGUGACCCAGGGCCGCAGCUACUGGGCCUGUGCCGUCGACCCAGCCUCCUACUUGGUCAAGGUGGGCGUCGGGCUGGAGAGCAAGCUUCAGGAGAGCUUCCAGGGCGCCCCCGAUGUGAUCAGCCCCAGGUACGAUCCGGACAGUGGGCACGACAGUGGUGCCGAGGACGCCACGGUGGAGGCGUCCCCGCCCUUCGCUUUCCUGACCAUCGGCAUGGGAAAGAUCCUGCUGGGCUCCGGGGCCAGCUCCAACGCAGGGCUGACGGGGCGGGACGGCCCCGCGGUGAGCUGCACCGUGCCCCUGCCGCCCCGCCUGGGCAUCUGCCUGGACUAUGAGCGGGGCCGCGUGUCUUUCCUGGAUGCUGUGUCCUUUCGCGGGCUCCUGGAGUGCCCUCUGGACUGCUCGGGGCCCGUGUGCCCUGCCUUCUGCUUCAUUGGGGGUGGUGCAGUGCAACUCCAGGAGCCUGUGGGCACUAAGCCCGAGAGGAAGGUCACCAUCGGGGGCUUUGCCAAGCUCGACUGACCGUUUCUGGCCCCUCCUGGGCCCUGGCCCUCCAGGCCUGCUGAGCCGGGUUAUUCCUCCUCCGGCAGCUUCUCCCCAAACUCUUCCUACCAUGUCUUCCUGUCCCUUACCCUGUGUCUCUGUAUUCCCGGGGCCUUCUCUUGAGCAAGGGACUCUCCCUUGCUCACCUUUCUAGACGUCCCCCAUUCUCUCCAUUGCCUGUUAAGCCAGGCCCCAGCCCCCACCAAGUCUCUGGCCUACACCCUGCCCUUGGCAUCCCACCCAAGUCACGGAGAGAGCCCCUUCCCCAUUGCUGUUCUGUGCCCCUCCCCAGGCUGACUGGGAGGGAAGGCACCUGGAACACUGGGCAUGACCCCCAGCUCUGCGCUCCGCCCUCCACCCUGCCAAGCUCCCUGCCCCAUCGAUGCUGAGCUACAGCCUUGGGGCAGGUAGGCUUUUUGGCCGGACGCUGCCCAGGCACUCCCUGGUGAGGAGAAGAGGACCCAGUCAUCCUGCUUGACUUGUUGGGGUCCCCACAGCCCUCGGCUGCAUGCCUGUUUUCCCCUCCUCCCUCUUGCAUGCUUCACCCUGUCCUGCACCUAUAUGCCAACGUGCCAGGUCUCCUUGGGGAUGCCAGCGGAGGUUGGGUGUCCCCGGUGGGUUGGGCUAGGUAAGGCCUCUGGGGCCCGCUGCUGUCCCCUGCAGUGGGCACUGCCAGGCCUGUGCCAAGCAGCAGCUGAUAUUUUCACGGUUUCUAAACAAUAAACGACAUUGCUAGGCACACCUCUGCCUUC
Messenger RNA from Zalophus californianus (California sea lion), 3799 nucleotides. RefSeq names its product tripartite motif containing 46 (gene TRIM46). The transcript is spliced from 10 exons. The record is from RefSeq and is a predicted model, not a curated record. The coding region runs from base 669 to 3026 and encodes 785 amino acids. NCBI's taxonomy places the organism in Eukaryota, Metazoa, Chordata, Mammalia, Carnivora, Otariidae. Gene Ontology annotation, molecular function: protein binding; zinc ion binding.